UGAAUCAAUCAUUCCUUUUUUUGUAUUAUGAAUGUUUAGAUUGGCGAAUUAUUUUGUUAAAACGUAAUGGAACUUCGAAAAAAAUUACAUCGUACUGAUCAAAUUUUAAUGGUCAUCAUUUUGGUUGGAUUUUUACUUACGGCUUAUGCAUUUUAUAUUGAAUUGAAACAUGAAUAUAAUCAUUCCUAUCAAGCAUUAUGUGAUGUGAAUCCGAUCAUCAGUUGUACAAAAGUUUUGACAACUAAAUGGAGUAAAGGUUUUGGCAUUCUACCCGAACCAUUAGCCUUUCGAAAUCCGAUAUUUGGUUUUGGAUUCUAUACUCUAUUUUUAUUAAUGAUUGCAGCAUUUAAACCAAAUACAAAGAUUUGUAAAUCAUUGAUAAUAUUGGCAAUUCUAUCGAAUUUGGCUACAAUUUAUCUCGCCAUUUUGAUGAUAUACAUCAUUGAAUUUUAUUGUUUAGUAUGCAUCUUUACAUAUGUUGUUAAUUUUCUUUUACUUAUCUAUUCUAUUGUUCGUUAUCGAAUUGUCAAACAAUUACAAUCAAAAUCUAAAUUGCGAUAAACUUUUCAAAUAAAA
This is a messenger RNA of Dermatophagoides pteronyssinus (European house dust mite), 576 nucleotides long. RefSeq names its product Vitamin-K epoxide reductase (gene Vkor). Gene Ontology annotation, molecular function: vitamin-K-epoxide reductase (warfarin-sensitive) activity. Lineage: Eukaryota; Metazoa; Arthropoda; Arachnida; Sarcoptiformes; Pyroglyphidae. Gene Ontology annotation, biological process: vitamin K metabolic process; peptidyl-glutamic acid carboxylation. The record is from RefSeq and is a predicted model, not a curated record.